GUUGCUCCAUAGACGUGCUUUCUGCACCUCGUUAACGUUGCGCGGGUUUCUCCCCAAGUUGCUGUUGUCGCCUCUUUAUCUUCUCUCCUCCGUUUUCUCUUUUCUUCUUCUUUGUCCUGUAGGCCUUGAAGGCCGACGAGGAGUGUGCUUUGCUUUGAGGUUGCAUGAAAGUCCAAGACACCGCAACUGCGCAAUCGAAAUCCCCGAUCAUCACGCCUUUUCUUCUUUUAUUUCCUCAGCAUUUCCAACCUUGCAUGCCGACAUAAUUCUAUCGACUUUCUUUACAUCUACUAAGCAAUAUGAAUCGCAUGGACAGCGGGUUCUCCAUGACCGUUACCGACCAGCAGCACUUGAAGACUACUAUUAAGAGGGGAGAAGAAGAAGAGGAAGAAGAUAAUCACAACCGUCCUACACCCGACGCAAUAUCCUCUCCCCCUACCCGGAGCAAUGGAAAGAACCCCCAGGAACCUCAACAAGAACCCCCAAUUCCACCAUCAACACCCGACCAGCUCCUCUCCUCCAACUUUCCCCUCAUCACCUCCAAACAUAUCGAACCCACCUCCCGCUCCCCGAAAUCCACCCCAACUACCCCAAGAAGGGCCCACAAACCCUCGCACUCCAUCUCCUCACGAUCGCACUCCCACUCCCACGCCCACUCCAAAUCCAAAUCCAAAUCCCUCCCCUCGUCCUCCUCCGGUGACGUCCGUUCCAGGCCCUCCUCCCACCGGACCUCGUGCACGCUCGUCGAUCCCUCACGCCCGACGCGGCAGCAUCGAAUCAACAGCUUGAGCGCGCAGAGCGCGAGCCAGGACGUGGAUGAUGUGUUGGCGUUGCAUUUUAGGAGCUAUGCGCUGUUCCACCCUCCUCCACCGCAGACGAUGACGCAGACAGAGGCGCAGAGGGCAUCACCACUGUUUUACGAAGAGUUAUGUGUUGGUGGUACAUGUGGACGGCAGGAGGGACCAAAAUCGCUGGACGAGAAUCACCACACCUCAUCACGAAUGGAAAAGAUCCCACCACCGACGACGACGCAUUUCCUACUUCCCUCAACGCGUCGCAAACAGUACGAGCGUAUCCGGCGCGCGCAUAGCGGGUUGCGCGGCUUGUUGCGCAGGGUUGUGCCGUGUGCGAUGGGCCCUGCGCCGGUGGCCUUUUAUGAAGGGGGAAGGGAGAGCGAGGCAGGGAGUGUGAGGAGGUUUAGGAUGGAUGUGGACGAGGAAGAGGAAGGUGAAGAGGAAGAAGAGGGGUUCGAUUUUGAAAAGGGGUCGAAGGGAGGGGUGCAAGAGAGGGGGAGUUUGGAAAGGAAGGAGAAGGACAUGGGAACCAGAGAGGAGGAGAGAGUGAGGAGGAAGGGGAGCCGAUGGGGUCGAUUGUCUAGAUGACGGAGGAAGAAUGAAGCAGGGAGCAGAGGGGAGGUUGGCUGCAGUGAUGAGUAUGACGAUGUUCCAGGAUAUGAGCUUAUGAUUUGCGUUUCUACGGCAUUCUGCGUC
Molecule: messenger RNA, 1490 nt
Organism: Westerdykella ornata
Lineage: Eukaryota; Fungi; Ascomycota; Dothideomycetes; Pleosporales; Sporormiaceae
Exons: 2
Coding region: 300-1382 (360 amino acids)
Source: RefSeq, a predicted model, not a curated record